CAUGUCAGCUCUCGUAGUCAACUUCGCAAAAAACCCAUUUUGGGGAAAAUAGAGAAAGAUUGGUGCGUUCCUUUCUUCAGAUCAAGUGGUCUGCAGAGGCUGCGGCCAUCACAGGCCUGUGACUCUGGGUGUGGGUCGCUCACUCCGACCAUUGAUGCCCCAUCGGGCCAUCGCUUGAAAGCGAAGUGAUGGCGAGACUCCGUCGUCAUCAUCGUCGUCAUCAUCACCAUCGUCUCUCUCUCUUGUGGACGACCUAGAAAACUUGAGCGACCAAUUGCAAUAAUGGUUGAGUUUUAUAUAAAUUUUGCGAAAUCUUUUGCUUUUUCUUUUUUAGUGAAAAAGAAGAAGCCUUCUUUGUUUGAUGGGUCUCUCCCGUUGUUUUGUUUAUACAUAGGUGAAUAAGACCAAUUUCGCUUUUCGCUCUCUCUCUCUCUCUCUCUCUCUCUGCAAAAACUCGGUUGUCCUAAAGAGCUCGGGCUGCUGCUUAUCUUUUGUAUACGUACAACUUCGCGCAGAGAAUUAUGUUCCCUUGGGGAUAAAGAUAGCUCGGAAAAAGAAGGAAAAGUUCGUGCUGUUUAAGAGUCAAGUUGAUGGGUGUAUCUGUGCUCUUUUGUUGUGGUUCUUGAGGGGAUUUCUUUGCCCCCUCCCUUGCUCUUGUUUUUUCAAGAUUCUGUGCAUUUCUGGGUGUUUUCUGCUCAUCUCCAGCCGAACAUCUCUGAGGUUUUGAUUCAUCACUGAAGAACUGGAAACAGUUGCGGCUGUUUCAUGGGCUAGAAGAUUUGUGUGCUCUGAUUAUGGGUUGUUUAAGAGGUUUCUCUUGUGCUGUUGUUGGCUGUUCGACUUUCCCUUUUCUGUUGAGACCAAGAGAAAGAUAGUUUGAGAGGUUUUGAAUUCUAUUGGGAAGUUGUUUUUAAAUUUUUCCUUCAAGGGAGGUGGAGCUGUAUCUCGUUUGGUCUGCCUAAUUUGUGCGUCCAGCGGUUGAGAAUUUUGAGUAAAAAAGUGGUUGCUGGGUUUAGUGGUGCUUCAAUAGUUUUGCUGAUAUUUGUUUGGAAAAGCAGCAGAGGGAAUUUGAGGUGGUUCAAUUGCUUGAGCAGGGACCCAGUUUUCUGGGUCGCUUCCAUUGCUUUACUCACCUGAUUCAGGACGGACUUUGUGCCGGAUGGGAAGUGAUGUUGUUGAAGUUGCAGAGAGACCAUAUCCUUCAUCUAUUAAGGUUCACCAUGCAAUGUGUGCAGAGCUUUUGAAAAUAGUUGACAAAGUUUCAAGCAUACUGCCAGAGAUUGAAGCAGCUCGACCUCGAUGCUCAGCUGGAAUAGAGGCCCUAUGCUUGUUAAACCGCGCAAUUGAGAAAGCCAAUCUACUUCUCCAGCAUUGCAGCGAGUCUAGUAAGCUCUACCUGGCAUUAACUGGGGAUGCAAUAGUUGCAAGGUGUGAAAGGUCAAGGAACAUGUUGGAGCAAAGUUUGGGCCAACUUCACAAUAUGGUUCCAGUAUUGUUGGCUAUAGAGAUAUCCAAGUUACUAGAUAACCUAAGAAGUGCGACAUUUAUCCUGGAACCAUCUGAAGAGGAUGCAGGAAAGGCGGUGCAUGACUUGAUUCGGCAGGGUCCUUCAGAAUCUGGUUCGACCGAAAAUUCGGAAAUAAAAGCUCUUCAAUUUGCAUCAUCAAAGCUUUUCAUUACUUCUCCAAAGUCAAUAUUGGUGGAAAGAAGAUCGAUCAAGAAGCUACUUGACAAAAUCGGUGAAAGUGAUCCAAAGAAGAAGAAGAUUCUACUUUAUCUUUCAUCUCUUCUGAAGAAGUAUGGGAAUUCUAUUGUGAGCGGGCAAACGAAGAGCGUCUGCAUGGAGAAUGAAGGAACAUAUUUGACGGCUGAUUCCCGCCAGAGUACAGUAUAUACAGCAACUGCUGAAGUGGCUGAGACUCCUUUACCAGGGCACCGUGAGGCUCAAGUUGAUGUUUUUGUUGACACAAUACUUCCUGAAGAAUUCAAAUGCCCGCUUUCUUCGAGAUUGAUGUAUGAACCGGUCGUGAUUGAUUCUGGACAGACAUUUGAAAGAAUGUGGAUCCAGAAGUGGUUUGAUGAAGGUAAUACUUUCUGUCCGAAAACAAAGAAGAAUCUGGCCCACCAGUUAUGGACCCCAAAUACUGCCUUAAAGGGACUAAUAUCACAGUGGUGUACAAGACACGGACUAGAAAUACCUGACCCUAUCAUACAGCGAGGAUCGGUACAUCACUUGGAUAAUUCUAGUACAUCGAUCGCUAGCCUAGGCAGUUCGCUGAAUGACCUACGUCUUCAAGUGGACUUCAGUAAUGUCUCACUUGGGUCCCUGGGGAGCAGCAAUAACUCUGAAUCUUCAUUUCGAAGAUUUGCAAAUGCAUUUAAUCCGGUGACCUUGCAUAGCAGAGACACGAAGCAAGACCAUUCUUACGGGAGUGUCGACGAGGAAUGUUUUGAUAUCUUUCCUAAACUAUCCGAACUCCCGUGGCAGUCUCAGUGCAAGGUGGUUGAAGAUUUCAAAAGCAAUUUGGAAUACAAUCACCAAUCUCUUCAUUUGGCAUCGACUGAGAAUUUCCUUGAACCGCUUGUACGAUUUCUGGGGGAAUCACGUGAUCUAGGUGAUGUAAAAGCUCAGAAGACCGCAUUGCAGUUGUUACUUACGUAUUUGAAAAAGAGCAGGUACGAAGUAAUGCAUGUCCAUCAGGACGGAUUUUCCAUGUUGGCUUCCUUUCUUGAUUCGGAAGUAGCUGAACAAGCCAUUGCCAUUGUGGAGAUUCUGUCUGCUCAGCCGGAUUGUAGACUGAAAGUAGUGAAUUCCGGCGCUAUUUCUUCUAUUUUGGAGACCCUCGACUGCGAGAUCAGAGACCUCCACGAGUCCGCCCUUAAAAUUCUUUACAACCUGUGCUUGAGUACUGAUCUCCGUCCAUAUGUUAUGCCCUGCAUCCCGAAGUUGGUCCCUUUUUUGAAGGAUAGUGAAUUAGCGAAAUAUGCUCUUCUUAUCGUCAGAAACUUGUGCGACAUUGAGGAGGCAAGGAUCUCCAUCACCGAGACCCUCGAGUGCAUCGCCUCUAUCGCCGAACUACUCGAGACUGGGAGCAAGGAAGAGCAAGAGCACGCUGUUGCUAUUUUUCUUUCUUUGUGCUCUCAACGCGUACAGUAUUGUCAGUUGGUACUGGAUGAGGGUUUUGCUGUCAUCCCAGCCCUCGUGAGCAUAUCCAUCAAUGGCACCGAGAGAUCGAAAGUAUGUGCUAUGGAAUUGCUCCGGCUCUUACGAGACGCGAAUGACAGCGAUGGUUGUGAUUUCUCGGACCUGGAUCCUCCUACGCACGGAGACCCCGGCUAUCACUGCCCGGAGACGAAACCAUCUUCCAGGACAUCUGGAUUCUUUGGACGGAAGCUCUCGAUAUUUUCUAAAAAGCCCGUUUCUGCCAUGCCACGGAAGACGAAAUGAAAUUCAUAAUCGGGUUAUUCCGUGACCUCAACUUUGAUUAUCUGACGGUCGUGAAGAACAUUACAUAUUCUCGGUGUGUUAAGGUUCUUCUUGUUCCUUUAAACUAGGAUAGAGCAACUUCUGUGGAUUGUCUCACUGCUAGACAUGGAUGUAGAUGGGAUUGAUUGAUCUUCACUCAGCUGGGGAAUUUUUGUUAGGCAGCUUAGGCUAGAUCAAUCCUUGAUGGGUACUGUGUAGGGCUGUAUGAUUUGUACAAAUGUGCAGUUUUUUUUUUUCUUUUCAUGUUCUUAUGAAUUGGAAGGGGCUCUUGUUUGUAAGCUUUGAAUGAACUCCCUGCUCGCAACUCAGUGAUUUUGGGCAUCUUAAGUGAGAGUACCGAUUCAGGUUGACGGAUAACAGCAUCUACUGAUGUUCGACA
Messenger RNA from Rhodamnia argentea, 3866 nucleotides. Its product is annotated as U-box domain-containing protein 5-like. NCBI's taxonomy places the organism in Eukaryota, Viridiplantae, Streptophyta, Magnoliopsida, Myrtales, Myrtaceae. Gene Ontology annotation, biological process: protein ubiquitination. Gene Ontology annotation, cellular component: cytoplasm; nucleus. The transcript is spliced from 5 exons. Gene Ontology annotation, molecular function: ubiquitin-protein transferase activity. The coding region runs from base 1160 to 3448 and encodes 762 amino acids. The record is from RefSeq and is a predicted model, not a curated record.